Portunus trituberculatus (swimming crab) is the source of this 2095-nucleotide messenger RNA. Its product is annotated as 4-hydroxy-2-oxoglutarate aldolase, mitochondrial-like. Gene Ontology annotation, molecular function: 4-hydroxy-tetrahydrodipicolinate synthase activity; N-acetylneuraminate lyase activity. NCBI's taxonomy places the organism in Eukaryota, Metazoa, Arthropoda, Malacostraca, Decapoda, Portunidae. Gene Ontology annotation, biological process: N-acetylneuraminate catabolic process. Bases 272 to 1288 code for a protein of 338 amino acids. The record is from RefSeq and is a predicted model, not a curated record. The transcript is spliced from 8 exons.
UGGAUAUAUGUUCAUUGCUUAUUUAUAGUUCGACAUUUCCUCACUUCAAUAUACAAUAUGUGGAUUCAGUGUAGGCAAAGGGUGACAACGUUGAAUGUAAUACAUAUUGCAUUACACGUAAGGGGUUUUAAUAAACCAGCAAUGAACAUGACAACAUUGAUUAUAAAAUUCAUACAUGAUUGGUCUGCAAGGACACUACUGAUAGGACAGUGCCUGACGUAGCAACAACAUCUAACCUUGGCAUUGCCUUCAGUACAGUGCCAACUACAACAUGUUGUGGAAGAGUCUUUUAACAAGUAUCAGGAGCACAGUUCUCCGUGUUCCCGGCCGUUCCGUCUGUGUGUCUGUGGCAGGAAGAGCUGCCGCUGCCAGCAAGGCCGCCCCUACACAGCAGCUGGAUCUUGGCGGAGUGUACCCUCCUAUGCCCACACCAUUCCUCAAAGACGAGGCCAUAGCUUAUGAUCAACUCGCAAGCAAUGUUGGUGUCUGGAGCACAAUGCCAUUCAGAGGAUUGGUGGUGGAAGGAAGCAAUGGGGAGUAUGUGUAUCUUACUCCUGAGGAAAGAGUGGAGCUUGUAUCUCGUGUCAGAGAAUUCCUUCCACAAGACUCAAACAAGCUGGUACUGGCAGGCUCUGGCUGUGAAUCCACUCGUGAUACCAUUGCCAUGAGCCAGAAGAUGGCUGUGGCUGGUGCUGAUGCUGUGAUGGUAGUCACCCCGAGUUACUACAAAGGUGGGAUGAAGGACGCUGCACUACAUGCUCACUUCACAGCUGUGGCAGACAAUUGUCCCGUCCCUGUCAUACUGUACAGUGUUCCCGCAUUUACUGUGAUUGACCUGAGUCUGGAUGUCAUAGCUGACCUUGCCCAUCACCCAAAUAUUAUUGGUAUUAAGGAGAGUGGAGGUGAUAUUGCAAAAAUUGGCAGCAUAGUGCAAAAGACUCAGAAUGUUGAUUUUCAAGUUAUAGCUGGAUCUGCAAGUUUUCUUCUGGCAACUUUGCAGAUAGGUGGUGUGGGUGGUGUGUGUGCCUUGGCUAAUGUCCUCGGGCAAUCUGUAUGUGAACUACAGAGACUGGUCAUGGAAAAUGAUAUGUCUACAGCUAUUGAACUGCAAAAGAAACUAAUUGCUCCUAAUGCUGCAGUAACCAAGACCUUUGGUAUCCCUGGGCUGAAGCAAGUCAUGGACUGGAUGGGAAUGUAUGGAGGCCCAUUGCGUUCACCAUUGCAGCCACUGACCCAGCAAGAAACAGAAAAGCUACGCCAGGUGUUUGUUAAUGCUGGUUAUCUCUGAAGAGAAUACUGGCUGUUGUUAUUGUUAUGUUAUUCUCCAUAAAUCUUUAUGCUGAUAUUUGGUGGAGGUAGCAUGUGUUCAGUGAGUUGGUGGUGGGAUUGUGUGAUUGGCAUGAGUAAUGGUGAUGGUGGUUAUGUAUUUGACAUUCAUACUGGGAUCUGUCUCCCUUAUUUCAACUGUCAGUUUUUUAGAUUAUUAUACACUUUAGAUUGUUUACAUUUCUUUGUGAUAUGGCAGGAUUGCUAGCUUUGUGUCCCUAUAGGGCUGCAAGGUCACAAGACAAUUAAUUACUUACAUGGUUUUAUCUUGACUUAUUCCCUGUUGCUAUUCACUGCUACAUAAAGAAGGGGCUACUGCACAAAAAAAGAGGCAAAUACAAGUUGUCUCAGUGCAGUUUGAGAUUCAGAUCUGGUCUGGAAUCUCUUGGGUAUGAGCUGAGUAUGUUAACUUUACUUCAUUUGUAAUAGUUAUUCCUAUUAUAAAUAGAAGCUACUAUUUUCUUAGUUAAUCUUUUUCCUUUCUGAAAUUGGUCUUCACCACCUUGCUCACUUUGGGAAAAACAAGGCUGUCAUGAUAAGAUUCAGGUUCAUCACUUAUUAAUCUAAAUAAGAUACAUGAAUGUGAAAGGUACCUGAGCAAUCCAAAGUGAAAACUAAAUUGAGAGCAUUAUAUCAACUUAUACAACUGCAUGCAAAAAGAAGUCAUAUAGUAUACAUAGAUAUGUUAUUUGAUGAUGUUUUCAGAGGUCUCACAUUUUUAUCAAUGUAUUUUUAUAAAAUUCAAUAAAACAUUGUAGUACAAAUUUAA